AAAAACAGGGAGUGGUUUGAGAGGAAGAAGAAAGAGAAAAGAAGAGAGCGGAGCUGAAGGAAGGGUUGUACCGUUUCUUUAUUUAGUGUAGCAAGAGAAGAUAGGUGUUUGAAUAAUAUGAGGUGAAGAAAUUAAGGAAAUAAAAAUGAAAAUAUUUCAAAUGGGAUGUUUGAUGUUCAAAUGGUAAUGCAAAUACAAAGUAAUUAGAGAAGGUACUUUUGAGGGAUGGGUUCUUUUGUAAAGAAAAAAAUGUUAUAUAAUGUUUAUUUAUUCCCCUUUUGAUGCAGCUGAUCAUAAACUGCAAAUAUUCAUGUCAGAGAGCUGCAAUUCUCGGCACUUCUCAUGGCUAAUGAAGUCUUGUUUUCCAAACCCAAAUCACAAAUCUUUGAUAAUUACCCCUCAACACCUUAACCCCACCCUCACCCUCUCCUCUCUCCCCGAUGACCUUCUCUUGGAAUGUCUUUCCAGGGUUCCAUCCUCUUCUCUCCCUUCCCUUUCCCUCGUCUGUCGCCGUUGGUUCUACCUCAUCCUCUCCCCUUCCUUCAUCCUCCUCCGCCGUCAACUCCGCCUCUCCCACCCAUCUCUCUUCGCCUUCUCCCCCUCUCUCUCCGGUGUCUUCUCUGCCACCCUUUCUUUUCCUUCUCCCCGCCCUGCUGCUACUUGGGACCUCUCUUUAUGUCUACCCAUCAACACUGCUUCACUUCACAGCCUCCCCAGGCUCGUUUCUAUCGGACCCAGGAUUUACAUUAUUGGUAGGAAUUCCAUGCUUAGAUACAACGCUUGGACCCAUCACGUUACUGCUAAAUCCCCCAUGCUUUUCCCUCGCAAAAAGUUCGCCGCCGCCGUGGUUUCCAACAAAAUUUACGUUGCCGGUGGCGGUGGUUCCAGAGCUGCCUCCGCUGUCGAGGAAUACGACCCUGAAACCGAUACAUGGCGCGUGGUGGGUUACUCGCAAAGGAUGCGUUAUGGGUGCAUAGGGGCAGCGGUGGACGGCGUCUUUUACGUUAUUGGUGGAUUGAAAAUCGGUGGGGCGUCUGGAAAUGGAGCUGGUGGGAUAGAAGCUCACGUGUACGCCAGUUCAAUGGAUUUGUACGAUGUGGAAGCGCGUGUGUGGUUGCGGAGCAGGGCCGUCCCAGGUGGCGGCUGUGUUGUGGCGGCGUGCGCAGUAGCCGGAUACGUGUAUGUUCUAACAAGUCACGUGGUGGAACUUUCUUUUUGGCGGUUCGACGCGAGGAGAAAAUGCGGCGGCGGCGGCGAUGACAGCAGCGAAGGAUUUGGGGAGUGGUGCAAGAUGAAAAGCCCACCGAUGCCGACUCAAAUACGGCUGGACGGCACGGUGAGAUUUUGUUGUGUAGGGGUUGGGGAUAAUAAAGUGAUAUUAGUACAAGUGGUUGGGUGCAUAGAUGACUUGUUGAGAAGAAGUGGAAGGAGCCAAAGGGGUUUUAAAGAUGGACUUGUUUUGGUCUACGACAGUGGCGGGGGUGAGUGGAGUCGAGGGCCGGAUCUGCCGGAGGUAAUACGACGCGCCGCCUGUGUGAGUGUGGAGUGUUGAUUGGCAUAAUUGCUGCUAACUUGCGCCUUUCGAAAGCUUUUGGUGAUUUGUGUAGUAUAAGAAGCAGACAAAAUCAUCGUCUGUAACAUGUAGAAAGAAAAAUGCCAAAAGACCAUCGGGCGCCUAAAUAUUGAUUAUUUAUAUUCUCAUAUUCCUCAUCCAAUUGAUUUCUACUUUGAUAUUUUUUUUUA
Molecule: messenger RNA, 1743 nt
Organism: Gossypium raimondii (Peruvian cotton)
Lineage: Eukaryota; Viridiplantae; Streptophyta; Magnoliopsida; Malvales; Malvaceae
Product: F-box/kelch-repeat protein At5g26960
Exons: 1
Coding region: 260-1552 (430 amino acids)
Molecular function (GO): protein binding
Source: RefSeq, a predicted model, not a curated record